Messenger RNA from Salvia miltiorrhiza (redroot sage), 2708 nucleotides. RefSeq names its product rust resistance kinase Lr10-like. Gene Ontology annotation, biological process: protein phosphorylation. Lineage: Eukaryota; Viridiplantae; Streptophyta; Magnoliopsida; Lamiales; Lamiaceae. The coding region runs from base 1507 to 2505 and encodes 332 amino acids. Gene Ontology annotation, molecular function: protein kinase activity; ATP binding. The transcript has 8 exons. The record is from RefSeq and is a predicted model, not a curated record.
AAAAAGAGUAGAAUAUGUAUGCUGCUUCUGGAAAAUCAAUUGUUAUCUAAUUUUGUUAAUCAUAAUUCCAUCACAUAGCUAACUUUAAACCAUGAUCACUAAAAACCUCAUCUUCCUCACCAAUUCAUCUCUCUUGAUUCUCUCACUACUUAAUAAUUUGUUUCAAACUUGUAAUGCCAACUAUAGUUGCAGUCCUUCUGCGUGUGGCAUAUUUCCCAAUAUCAGCUCCCCUUUCCGCCUCAAGGGCGAUCCCAGCAACUGCGGCGAUCGCAGAUUUGAGUUAGCUUGCGAAAACAAUGUGACCUCCAUCUCUCUCAACUCUCACAAAUACUAUGUCAAAGCCAUCAACUACGACAACUCCACCAUCAGGCUGGCCGAUGCUUCCUUAAACAAUGACGACAUCUGCUCUUUUCCCACCCUUUCUCUAUAUGCCUACAACUUCCCCAUUACUAAUUUCCCUCGUCUUCCUUUCUAUGUUAUGAGUUACUCUACCUCAUCUUCUAUUUAUUUUAUAAGCUGCCCAAAUCCGUUGACCAAUAUUUCUUCCCUUUUUACUGAUAUCACUACUCAGUGUGCCUCUAAUUCAUCCCAUCCCAGAUAUGCUUAUAUCAAGAUCGGCCACAUGAAACUCUCAGAGUUACCACAUUUGUGCGGUGUGGAUCUCAUAGUGAUGACAUCGUGGCAGGAAUUUAAGGAUUUGAACAACGUUUCACUUUCAGAAAUCCACCAAUCUCUCUUGUAUGGAUUUGAACUCGAUUUCUGUACCCCGUCCUUGUGCCAACUAUCAUCCACAAAGUCAAACUGGGAGAAUUUCACAAAGCACUUAUUCGGAAGUAAUAGUAAGGCGCUCACUCCUAUCUUGUCUAACCAAUUUUGUUUUCAUAAGAGAUCAUGACUUUGAAUUUUAAUUAACAUAUCUAUUAUCCUCAUUACUAAUUAUCAUAUGCGUAUAUAUCUGCAGGGCUUUUGUUAAUUCCUCUCGCUCUUCUAGUUUUUAUAAUUGCAGGGGUAAGUCUCCCUCUGACGAUCAUCAUCGGAAUCACCGGCGUAUUAGUACUCUCAUUUACUUCCUUUUCGGCCCGGCUAGACGGCGUGCCUUACAAAUUCAGUAACUACUUAUUCCCUGGAGGGGUACAGAGCUUGGGAACUAAUUUCUCAUUCCUUGCGCUUCUCGUGAGUUGUGUGGCCAUUAUAGUUUUGUUAUCUGCAGCAAUAAACCCCCUUCUCACGAUCAUCACCGGAUUUGGCGGCGUAUUACUAGUCUCAUUUAUUUUGAUACACAACUGGUCCACUGUAACGAACGAAGCUACUAGACUCCUAUUCAUUGGCGUAAUAUCAGGGAUAGUCAUCUCUUUACCAAGGAUCAUCAUUGGUCCUUUUGUAGUAUGGUUUUUGAUCUACAAAUACCGAAGAAGGCGCUUGUCGGUGUACGAGGAAAUAGAAGGCUUCCUAAAAAGUGACAACAAACUCUCGCCAAUCAGGUACUCAUAUUCAGACAUAAAGAAGAUGACGAGAGGUUUUCAAGAAAAACUAGGCCAAGGAGGAUUCGGUUCUGUUUACAAAGGAAAGCUCCGAAGUGGCCAUGAUGUAGCAGUUAAACUACUGGGAAAGGCUACAACGAAUGGACAAGACUUUAUCAAUGAAAUUGGUACCAUUGGGAGGAUCCAUCAUGUGAAUGUUGUCAAGCUUGUUGGAUAUUGUGCUGAAAGGUCCAAACACGCCCUCAUAUUCGAUUUCAUGCCCAAUGGCUCUCUUGAAAAGUACAUCUUCAACCGAGAAAAAGCAUCUUCAUUGGAUUGGGAUAUGAAAUUUAAAAUUGCAGUUGAAGUAGCCCGAGGGAUUGAGUAUUUGCAUUGUGGUUGUGAUAUACAAAUCUUACAUUUUGAUAUCAAACCUCACAAUAUACUUCUUGAUGAUAAGUUCGUCCCAAAAAUAUCAGAUUUUGGGCUGGCAAAAUUAUGCUCCAUAGAGAAAGACACUGUGACUAUGACUGCAGCUAGAGGAACCAUAGGGUACGUUGCUCCCGAACUCAUCAAUAGAAGUAUUGGAGGAGUGUCUUACAAGGCUGAUGUGUAUAGUUUUGGGAUGUUGUUGAUGGAAAUGGUUGGCUUAAACAAAGAGUUGAGGGGAAACAAUGAUGAUUCUAGCAAGUAUUUUCCAGAUUGGAUAUAUGACCACUUUAACCAAGGCAGAGACAUUGAAAUCGAAAAAGCAGAGGAAAAUAAUGGUAAUGAUGAUGAGAAUGAGAGUAGAAAGAGUCUUGUACAUAAGAUGACAAUAGUUGCGCUAUGGUGCAUACAGAUAAGGCCAGAUGAUCGUCCAUCAAUGCAUAAAGUGCUGGAAAUGUUGGAAGCAGAUGUUAAACAUCUGCACAUUCCUGAUUAUCCUCCUCAAUCAGCACAUGUGGCUGGAAAUGAGGAAGAGAGCUGGCGUACAGAUGCAACUGAUUCUGUAUCAUUGCUACAUUAUAACAAUGGGAGCAGCAUUGAGAUUACUAUUGCUUGAAUCUGUUUUCUCCACUGUUUUUGCCUGAAACAGGUUCCUCUUUUAUGUAUGAGUUUCAUAGCCUUCAUUGCUUCAUCGAUCUCUUCUACAGUGAUCUCUAGUAUCAACUUAUGCGAUUGUUAUAGUUGUGAUUUGCUCACAAUCAGAUGUCAACUCAUCAUAAUUGAAUUUGAUGCAUGCGAAUAAACUGUCUGGCUCCUCAA